CCUUCAAGAGCGGCUCGAGGCAGCAGCGGCCGUUGCAGCUGUGGCGCGAGGCCCGGCAGAGCGGUCCGCUGAGGAGGGGGACUGACGGAGAAGUGCUGCUUCUGGGUCUUUAGGCGAGAUGCCGACGGUGAAGCUGAAACCGAAGCACCGGCCCUUCUGCUUCAGCGUGAAAGGCCAAGUGAAGAUGCUGCGGCUGGCGCUAACUGUGACAUCUAUGACCCUUUUUAUCAUCGCACAAGCCCCAGAGCCAUACAUUGUUGUCACUGGAUUUGAAGUCACUGAUACUUUCUUUUUCAUAGUUUUAUAUAUACUCAGACUUAAUCGAUUCAUUGACUGUAUAUUUCGGCCUUUGCUUGAUAUUAUCAACUCAGUGGUUACAGCAGUAUUCAUGAUAGUUAUAUCUGUGUUGGCACUGAUCCCAGAAACCACAACAUAUAUAGUCCUUGGAGGGAUAUGUAGGGCUAGACUAGACUGAGAAAAGCUACUGGAAUCAGUUACAGUACUGAACUCUCAGAAACCUGAUGUCAAGAAAAAAACAAACCAUGGAUGAAUUUCAGAGCUCUCCCUUUUCAAG
Mesoplodon densirostris (Blainville's beaked whale) is the source of this 574-nucleotide messenger RNA. RefSeq names its product chemokine like factor (gene CKLF). Lineage: Eukaryota; Metazoa; Chordata; Mammalia; Artiodactyla; Ziphiidae. The record is from RefSeq and is a predicted model, not a curated record. Bases 119 to 475 code for a protein of 118 amino acids. The transcript has 4 exons. Gene Ontology annotation, cellular component: membrane.